GUAGAUAUUAGAUGUGUAGUCUAUGCAUAUGAAAAUGUACGAGGAAAAUUAGAAAUGGCUCUCUCUAACAAUGCGAGAGUCCUUUGGAGCACAGGAAAAGUUGACGAUCUGAUUGCUCAUUUUAAAGCAAACCCAUGUUUGUAUGACAGGAAAACUAGAGCCUAUAAUGAUAAGGCUUUACGACUUGAAGCUUUUAGAACGAUCGCCGAUGAAAUGCAAAUUUCAUACGAUGAUGUGUACAGGAAGAUUGUCAACCUGCGCUCCCAGUUCAGGCGAGAAAAGCAUCGUGAAGUCAAGUUUGCAAGCGAGGGAAAUGCACAGGAUGCAGCCUCUCAAAUCAAAUGGAUACACUACAAACAACUCAAGUUUCUUGAUGAUUUUGUGACCCUGAGAAACCCUAGGACUGACUGCGUGCAAUACAGCCCAACAAAUGGAUUCGGUGACUUUGAUGAAAGCUUUGAAGACGAUGUGGAGUAUGAUGGCCUUGAUGUGGAUGAAUACAAAGUAGGGCUAGAAGACAAUACAAAUGAAAGAACGAUAGAUUUAACUGCCGGCGAAAGUCCUCAGCAUGAGCUGCAUAAUGCACAUACCAACAACUAUGAUUUCCAUAGACAGUCUCCAAUGCAAGAAAGAGGCGCUAAGAGAGUGCGACAAGAUUUUAACGCUCCGCAUCAGGAAUUGUCUGAAAGACGGCAAUUUCCAAACUCCACUGCACCUGAGAGACAUCAGCAUCAAGUACUUGAGAACACACACUCUUCAGGCAGAGAGUGCAUCGACCCCUCACAGAGUGCAGUGAUGCAGAGAGCCUCAUCACAUAUCCAAAAGGCACUGUCCUGCUUUGAGAAGGCAGGAGGGAACACUAGAUACUGCAGAAGGUGUGAUGGUGAUGACGAUGAUGACAUGAUCUUUGCAAAGUAUAUUGCCACUGAGCUGAGACAACUACCAAGCGGUGAUACUAAGAGACUGGUAAAGCAUCAAAUUCAGAAUCUCAUAUAUGGAGCACACUGCAAACCACACACACUACAAUCAUCAUAGGUUACUCAGUCUUACUCUCAAGUGAAAUGUUGUCUUUUUAUGUAAAUGAGUUUUAUUCUUGUCCAAAUGAUGAUUUAUAAUCCACAAUAGCCUUUCACUUUGUAUCAAAAUUAGGACCAUAAAUGGGUGUGUGUCAGUAAUCAAAUCAGAACACAUCUACAAUUCUAUGCUUUUGUGCAUUGCGCGUGCCAUUCCACACAGGUUCUAAAGUUUAUCAAUCAAGACUGAGUUACAAAAGGUGUUCAGGUAUAGCACUUAGAUUCAAAGUACUUUUGGGUUGUGUGUUAUAAUUUGACUAUUGAUUAAGACAUAUUUAGCUUUGACAAUUCAAAAUGUUUUAAAUUAAGUACAAAAUUACAAAUACAUGUAAACAUGUAUUUAUCACCUUUAGGCUUCAGCUUUACAAACUUCAGUUUCAUAUGAGUUCUUACUUCUGAGUCAUUCAUUGAUGAAGGAGAGUCAAAUUUCUUUUUUACCUAGUGUUUAAAGUGGCAAGGAAUAUUUUUUCAAAUACAUGUAUUUCAGAAACUGUUUUAAUGGAAAAGAGCAACAUUUCAGUUAACUGUAAUAUAUUUAAAUUCUUUGGAAUAUAAUGUACAUGUAUUAUGUAUAUACAUGUAAGUACAAUCAUGUAACAUAUUAUUCAUUAGAGAACUGAUGAGAUGUCACCAAGAGCCCCUUGACAAUCCAUUACUUAAAAGUCGAAGAUCCACAAUUAUACCUUAUGUUGUCCAAUGUUAAUGUGGUACGAUUUAUUCUAAUGAUAGUGUGUGUUCUUUGUGCUGUAUAUUCUCUGAUGAAAAUUAAGUACCAAAGAACAGAUGAAGAAAGUUAAUUAGAUUUUGCACUUACAAUGUACAUGACAAUCCAAUAAAUGCUACACCAGCAAUGGAAGUUGACCAUGACCAUAAAUAAAUAUAUGCCUUGAACAAAUAGUAAAAGAAUGUUAAAUAGGCUGAGAUUGCAUACUUUCAUGAACACUGCUAAAUAGAAAAAGUAAAAGCAGUAACUGUGCAGAAAUUAUUUUAAAAUCAAUGUCCAGUGCUGCUUUUUGUUCAUGCUGGUCAUGAAUUCUUUUCAAAAUAUUUCAUUGAACAUUGUGAUUGAAAUGAUAUUAACAAACUAGGCCAGUGAACUACUCCAGUUUUUACAUUUUUGUUACAUUUUACAGUUUUAAAAUCUGUUGUUACUUGUUACCUUUGUAUCUAUUUGAAAAUUGUAGAGAAUUUAGAUUAUAUGGGAAGUGAAUGAGUAAUGUCUUGAUGUUCAAAAUACAUGUAGAUAUACAAAAUAAGUAACGCUGCACCAUCGACCUUUGAUAGGAAGCCGCCUCCUCCUCUCCUUUUUGUUUUUACUACAUGUACAUGUAGGCAUAUUUGUUGCCUGUUAGUUGUGUGGAGAGAUGGUUUGGGGGUUUUGUUAUAUAUUUUUAUAACAUUGAUGUGUAUAUUUUGAAUUUCUGAUACAUGUACAGUCAAAAAACAGGAAAUUCAUGCAAUAAUUAUGUUUAUGAUUGGUGAGUGAUCUCGAUGUGAUGGUUUUAUUUAAUUGACUGUAAUAAUGUAAUGUGACAGUAAAUAAAGGUAAUAGAUGUACAAUCUAAAACCAUUAUUGUAAAAUCUA
Molecule: messenger RNA, 2658 nt
Organism: Strongylocentrotus purpuratus (purple sea urchin)
Lineage: Eukaryota; Metazoa; Echinodermata; Echinoidea; Camarodonta; Strongylocentrotidae
Exons: 3
Coding region: 55-1035 (326 amino acids)
Source: RefSeq, a predicted model, not a curated record